Anopheles coluzzii is the source of this 3783-nucleotide messenger RNA. RefSeq lists its product as uncharacterized. Gene Ontology annotation, biological process: signal transduction. NCBI's taxonomy places the organism in Eukaryota, Metazoa, Arthropoda, Insecta, Diptera, Culicidae. Gene Ontology annotation, cellular component: cytoplasm. The coding region runs from base 474 to 1589 and encodes 371 amino acids. The record is from RefSeq and is a predicted model, not a curated record. The transcript has 10 exons.
CGGAAUGGUGAAUGAGUCCCACGCAUCGGGGCUGCGCUUAUCGAUGGCGUACGGGCUGUGGCGCAUUUCAGUUUACCUUCGUUGCUCGAACAGCUCACUAGCAAAACAACAAAUGUGUAAGAAGCAGAGAAAGAUAUCAUACGUGCAGUGAUUGUGGUGAGAGUGAUAAAGCUUGACACCCAUUUGUGAGUAAGCAGCUUAACAAGCUAACGCGCAAAAUAGUGACAUAAAGCUUCUGAAAUCAAGUCACCAACGUUUUUGCGUAGUUACGUACAGGCGAAACGAAAACCAAAAAAAUAACAUAAUCAGCCGGAACCAGUUUAGGGUGAAGAAACGCAUAAAACCGACUCAAAAAAAGAGGCACAGGAAGUUGAUCCCUUUGAACAAGCACCCAAACAUCAACACACACAUACACCUGCAGCUACCCUACGGAAGAACAUCCAUCCAGCAGCAGCGCCAGCAGAACCGGGAGGAUGGAAAAGCCGAAAGCGAACGACACAGCAUCGGCCAUUCCGGUGGGUUCUCCAUCGGCGAAGGGCGUUCAUCGCUAUGCAGUUAAUACGGAGAAGAGCGGUGAAAUCAUCGUCACAGUGCAGGGCGAUCUUUCACAACAGGAAAAGCGAGCCGUCUUCCUUACCGUGCACGAUCUGGGAACGAACCAUUCAUCGUUCGAGGAGUUCGUCAACAGUGCGUGCAUGAUUGAAAUCAAAGAACGGUCGUGCUUUAUUCACAUCGAUGUACCCGGCCAUGCGGAUAAUGCGCCCAAUUUGGCCGACUCCUUCCAGUUCCCAUCGCUGCAGCUGCUGGGCGAAGAGUUGGUCACGGUGCUCGACUUCCUGCACGUAAAGUACGUGAUCGGUGUUGGCGAGGGUGCGGGCGCUAACGUGCUGGCCCGGUUCGGCCUCGCCCAUCCUUCCCGCUGCCUGGGGCUGAUUCUGAUCAACGUUACCGGUUCGGCCGCGUCCGUGCUGGACGUGUUUAAGACGAAGUUCAUCUCGUGGAAGGGUGACGAAGUGGGCCAGUCGGCCGAGGACUUUCUGCUGUAUCACAAGUUUGGCUACGUUUUCUCCGAGCAACUGGUGGGCGACAACCCGGACAAGGAGAAGAUUGUGUCCGAGUUCCAGAGCCGUCUGCACAGUUCGCUGAACAGCAAAAAUCUAAAGCAAUACGUCAAAGCAUUUAUGUCGCGCAAAGAUUUGCCCCUGAAGAAUUGCAAGGUCGAUUGUCUGCUGAUUACCGGCAUCAUGAGCCCGUACGCCAGCGUUGUCGAGAAGCUGUACAAGGAUUUGAACAAGGAGAAGGUUACGCUGCUGAAGGUGGAACGUGCUGGUGACGUGUUGGCGGACGCUCCCGCCAAGGUGGCCCAGUCCAUUCUGCUGUUCUGCAAGGGCCAGGGCCUGCUGACGUCGGUUGCUAUGCCCGGUGUCGACCGGAACCGUGCGUUCUCGACCAGCUCCAGCGGCUCGACCGAAGGAUCGACGGGCGCACGGCGCCUGUCCCGUGGCAUGUCCAUGGAGGACUACGACAAGCCCAACAUCCGGCGGCUCAGCGUCACGAUCAACGAACAGCUGCCCCCGAUCAAGAAAUAGAACGAUCUGUGCCGGUCGGGUAACAACGGGCCGGAAUUCGACGAGGAAGUGCCGGACGAAGCGGAGGAACAGUAAGGGCGCAGGUUUUGUUUCCCCCACCUCCCCGGCAAAGCUUACCAAUUUGUUCGAUGAUGUUUCUCUACUGCGACCGUUUCGCAGUAAGUGGUUUAGAGAGAAAAAGAGAAAACAGAGAGAGAGAGAGAGAGAGAGAGAGAGAGAGAGAGAGAGAGUAUGUGUAUCCCGAUGAUAGGUGGAAAAUGAUAUCCAAUUUCGCUGAACGUUCGAAUUUGCAACAUACAAGAAACCAGAAACAAAACCACCAUUUAAAGAAAAAAACAUAAACAAAACCAACGUCAGACGAUAUCUACUUCCUUGCAUAUAUCUAGCGUAGUGAACGAUGUAUUCAAGUAUAGCAACAUUUAGCGCAUGAACAAGCACGUACUGUUAGCUCGUGGAAAAUAUUUUUAUCUAAAUGUAGAGCCACAGAAUAGGCAAAAUAAAAAACAAAACAAAACCAAAACGAAACCUUUGUAACCUCAAACACUGAACACUAAAAGCGUUUUUAACGAAUCGGCUCCCAAACAAACUCUCUGACUGUUGCUUUUCUACAGACCGAGGGUACGUGUGCACCAUCAUCAAAUUGGUUGCUCUUGUUGCACAAUUUCCACCAAAACAAACAUUGUCUUGCCGGAAGGGCGCUCAGGACCGGACAGCCGAAUGGGAGUCACUUCGAGCAUCAUUUCGCUCCCAAACUUCUCGGCGAAGCUGAGCGAAUUCAGAUUUUGUAUGAGGGCACUACUGCUGCCACUACCAUUGCUGCUUCUAUUUGAUAGCGAGAUAUAUUCGAUAGGGUAUCGAUCGAUUUGUAUGAUUUCUAGAGAGCCUAUAUAUAUACACACAAACCCCUUACAAACUCCUUAUUGAUAUACAGCAGGUGUAUACACUCACACACAACUAUUUAAAAAUUAGCCAGCUCUGGUGGAGAAGACGGCUGAACAAGUGGAAUGAAGCAACGUAUAAUUAACUCGUAACACAUAUAUACAUGUAGCAAGUAGAGCGAUGGAGCAGCACCGUUUUCAUAAUCAUAAUUGAAAGAAAAGUCUUCAGCAGAGAAGCAACAAAGUACGAGAACAACUCAUUAAAACUAUACACAAAAAAGUAUAUACAAAAAGCCUAUAUACCUAUAUUUUGUCUCUUUUUACCCUGAACCAAAUACGAUGGCGAGAAGGUGGCGGAGAGGAAGCCAAGAGUGGCCAACAUUUAACCACACAUAACAAAGACAGCAAAACGAAGCUUGGAAAGGGGGGGGGGGGGGGGGCUAGAGCGUGUAAGUCUUUCUAAGUAUUCUUUUACUGUGUUGAAAGUGAAAAAGGAAGCAAACGGAAAAGAAUGAAUGUGGAAAAAGGUAUAAAAAAAAAAGAUUGCAAACAAACAGAACACAUUGAUUAACAAGCCAAUAUAAACUAAAUAUGCCAACAGAAGUAGAUGAAGCUAAUAAAAAAAACAAAACAAAAAACAAAUGAAAUCGUUAAAAAUGCAAAAUUGAAGACCUUUAACAGGUAGGAAAAGAAUACACAAAAAACUGCAUCGGAAAAUGCUAAUUUACGCGCAUUAGCCAGUCUUCUCCUAGAGGGAGCCAUUGUCUAGCGUUGAGCGUUUAGGCUUUCGUUGCACGAGCGCAAUAACCAAGCCGCUUUGAUCGUCUAGUUGCGUAUUGUGAUCAUUAGGCAGGCUACCGAGCUGAGGAGCUAGGCACAAACAGCAUGUGUUCUAUUGGUUUUUUAGUUUUAAUCAUUCAGGUUGAUGCGCGCCAUGCGUCACUUGCUCCGAAGGCAAGGAGGCAAAUAAGGAGGCUACCUUUGAGCGAAAAACGUUGCGAAACUUCUGCACCGUGGACCGGUACUGGAUGCCGCCAUUGGCUAACAUGCGUAGAAGCUGCAACAAUUAGAAAGCCGACCGGAGCGGUUGAAUGAAUAAUGGUCGCAAAUUAUUGGUAGAGGAUUCGUAGUCCUCCUCAAAAAAAAGAAAGAAAAAGAAAACAAAAAACAACCGCCAUUUGCAUCUUAUAACUAAUACCACCAUUAAUCAUGCGAAACGAUUAAAUGCGUGCGCGUCAGAACGCCCAAACACGCCCUCUAAACGCAAAUAUUAGUACAUAUAUCUUACUUAGUGAAUAUAGUUGCCGAAAACCGUG